Molecule: messenger RNA, 1695 nt
Organism: Nilaparvata lugens (brown planthopper)
Lineage: Eukaryota; Metazoa; Arthropoda; Insecta; Hemiptera; Delphacidae
Exons: 3
Coding region: 1-1695 (564 amino acids)
Biological process (GO): DNA integration
Molecular function (GO): nucleic acid binding
Source: RefSeq, a predicted model, not a curated record
AUGUAUCGUCAGAUUUUGCUGCAUCCUGAUGAUCGUAACUUCCAACGUAUUUUUUGGCGAGCAGACAUCAACCAACCUAUUCAGGAAUUCGUUCUGAAUACUGUCAGCUAUGGAACUGCACCUGCUGCCUUUUUAGCAACAAGUACACUCAAUCAUCUUGCUGAUAUAGACUGUCAACCAGAUUCGCCAGUUUCCAUCACUAUCAAAAAUGGCUUUUACGUUGAUGAUCUUAUUUCAGGGUGUUCAUCUCUUGAAGAAGCUAUUCCUCUGGUUCAACAGCUGAUUGCUACACUGCAGGGAGGUGGUUUUGAGCUUAGAAAAUUUAUUGUCAAAAAUUUCAUCAUAUCACAAUUAGUUCGCAUUGCUGCUUACAUUCUUCGUUUCAUUCAUAAUUUGAAGCAUUGCCGUGAACCAGCAUCUCAGCAAUCUGUUGAACUGUCGGUUCAGGAAAUUCAAGCUGCUGAAUUGCGCAUCAUUCAAGACAUUCAAUCAGAUGUUUUUGCCGAUGAUUUGAAAUCUUUGCGUCAGGGUAAGGAGCUGCCCUCCAAUAGUUCUAUCAAGUCACUCUCUCCAUUUAUUCAUACUGACAAUCUUCUGAGAGUAGGUGGUCGUCUUCGGGAGGCAGAUAUUCCAUUCGACUAUAAACAUCAAAUCUUAUUGCCAGCUAAACAUAGGUUCACGCGUGCGCUCAUUGUCUCAUUUCAUAGACGUCUUCAACAUGCUGGCGUUCAGGUCACUAUGGCCAGUAUUCGACAACGGUUUUGGAUACCAUCCACCCGUCGCAUCAUCAAGAGUGUAUUAAAGGGUUGCAAAAUGUGUUUUCGUUGCUCUACGUUUCGUUCCGAGCAAAUCAUGGGGCAUCUUCCCGCAGUUCGUGUACAACCAGAUUUUCCAUUUUAUAAUUGUGGAGUUGACUACGCAGGUCCUCUUUCAAUUCGUCUUGGUGGCUCAAAGUCGCGCAAUUUCUCCAAGGCUUACCUUGCUUUGUUUAUUUGCAUGGUAACGCGUGCAGUUCACGUAGAGGUGGUCUCCGAGCUUUCAACAAAGGCCUUCAUUGCUGCACUCAUCAGGUUCUCUGCUCGUCGUGGCAUCCCUUUUGCCAUUCAUUCAGACAAUGCUACAACGUUUGUUGGCGCUCACAAUGAACUCAAUGAGUUACAUGCAUUUCUUUCAGAUUCUGCUAUUCAGUCUGAAAUUCACAACUUUGCCGCCGUUUUCAACAUUGGUUGGCAUUUCAUCCCUCCCAGGGCUCCUCAUUUUGGAGGUCUAUGGGAAAACGCUGACCCUCAAGAUUUAGCAUACUUGUCUCCUGGGCAUUUUCUGGUUGGUCGUCCGCUCACCGCACUGCCGUUCCACACACCAACCACCACUCACAUCGAUCACCGUUCACGCUGGCGUCAGUUAGCACUGAUCACUCAGGAACUCUGGGAUUGUUGGUCUGCUGAGUUUCUAGUCACACUUCAAAGGAAGAGCAAGUGGAGCUCUGAAUCUGAAAACCUGCAGAUUGGUGCUGUGGUUAUUCUCAAGGACACGGGUACGUCACCUUCGGUAUGGAAACUUGCGCGCAUCACGGCCGUUCAUCCAGGGAAGGACAACAAGGUACGGGUGGUCACCGUUCGCACCGCAUCAGGCACUUUCAAGCGGGCUAUUUCUAGCAUUGCACCGCUUCCACUCGACGAGGAAUUUUCUGAUUAA